Paracoccidioides lutzii Pb01 is the source of this 1242-nucleotide messenger RNA. Its product is annotated as peroxin 14/17. Gene Ontology annotation, molecular function: signaling receptor binding. Gene Ontology annotation, cellular component: peroxisomal membrane; peroxisomal importomer complex. The transcript has a single exon. The coding region runs from base 1 to 1242 and encodes 413 amino acids. The record is from RefSeq and is a predicted model, not a curated record. Gene Ontology annotation, biological process: protein import into peroxisome matrix, docking.
AUGAGUGACGAUUCAAAGCCGAAAGCCCCGGUUAUCCCAGGCUGGCAACUCCCUGCGCCAGACAAGACGGUAUCAGAUUCCACCACUGCUCCCACAGCAGAUGGAAACAAGACAGAGACAUCCUCCAGAAACACUCUCAUAGAAGAAGCUUUAAGAUUUCUAAAAGAUGAGUCAAUACGAGACGCACCAACGGAUAAAAAGAUCUCGUUCCUCGAGACCAAGGGCCUUCGCAACGACGAGAUCCAAAAGCUGCUCGGCAUAUCAAGAAACCCAGAGGCUACGAGCGCUGACACGACAUCACCAACAAAGGAUUUUACGAAAUCAAUAUCAUACAGUGCUCAGGCUCCUCCUCAGACGGUCACAUCUGGCACGGCCCCUCCACCCUCGCCCGAAAUCCCAAGCUCUCAAAGUCCAGCCUCUGGCUCCAGUUCCCCUCCUAUUAUAACAUAUCCCGAAUUCAUCCUCCAAGCACGGAAGCCGCCACCUCUAGUCACAUUCCAAGGCGUUAUGAACACUCUAUAUGGUGCUGCUGGGCUUGCGUCUACCAUAUACGGCGCCAGCCACUUCCUACUGAAGCCAAUGCUGGAAGAGCUCACGCUUGCCCGCCAUGAAUUGGCCGAAACAGCACGGCGGAACAUCACCGCUUUGAAUGAAAAGCUGGAGAAAAAUGUGUCUUCGAUCCCACCUCUCCUCCCGAGCACCUCACAAGACGACCAAAAGUUACAUCAUGAUGAUGAUGAUGAUGCGGAUUCUAUAACAUCAGAUCCCACAGAACUUUUCCACAGAGACAUUGCAACACAAACAUCACCAAUUCUCUCACAGGCUUCAUCUACCCUGUCCACGCCAAUUGAAGGCCUGGACACGGGUGAUCUAUCCUCCUCUCAAAAGACAGUAAAUAUGCACACCAAGCGGCUCAAAUCAAUAUCAUCACAAUUAACUGAUUAUCUAUCCGACGAAGAUACCACGGGCACUAUACAAAAUGCAACUAACGAUUCUCUGUGGGAAUUGAAAAGCUAUCUAGAUGGCUUGAUCUACAACAAUAGCCCUUACCCGUAUAUGGUAUACAAUGAUUCUUCCAAGCCAGUGGGCGGGAACGGAAAAUCUGGGGCCAAAAACAACGAAGAUGCUAUUGCUGCUUUUAAGACAGAGAUUCGAAGCGUAAAGGGGACUUUGCUCAGUGCGAGAAAUUUCCCUACUGGCACUGGUAUUAGAUCCACUAUUCCAACAACCGGUACUCGGUAG